Rhagoletis pomonella (apple maggot) is the source of this 11036-nucleotide messenger RNA. RefSeq names its product AF4/FMR2 family member lilli-like. Gene Ontology annotation, molecular function: chromatin binding; DNA binding. The record is from RefSeq and is a predicted model, not a curated record. Gene Ontology annotation, cellular component: nucleus; chromocenter. Lineage: Eukaryota; Metazoa; Arthropoda; Insecta; Diptera; Tephritidae.
CGGUGUUGAUCGCACGUCGGUACGUCGGUUACGCGUAAAUUCUUUCGAAAAUCUCUUAAAAUUUUCUUAAAUAAUAGUGGUAAAAUAAACAAAAAAAAAAUAUUCAAUUGUGCAAAAUGUGCCAGUAAAAAAUUAGUUUUAAAAAAUGUCUCCCGAAAAGGUUUGCAGGCCAAUCGCAAAUUAUUGAUAAUCAAAUUGGGGGAAUGAGUGGAGUGAAUUCAUGCGAAUGUAAAUGGGAAGAGGAAUAGUGGAAAGAGUAGAAAAAUAUUAAGAAGAAGCAGCAUAUGCAGCAACAAAAGCAAAGUGUGAGAUUGCGAAGAGAAGAAAUUUUAAAAUUCAUUUGCGAAGUGCACUAGCAAGAUAGCGCUAUGGAAUUAUAAUUGAACAAAAAAAUGCACGUUACGUGUAAAUUGCGUAAAUACGCUGUCUAAAGUCAUGCAUAACAGCAACAAAACGAAAAAAAUGAAAUAACCCAAUUGAGGUCAUACAUUACAAGGUGGUGUUGAAAUCGAAGUGUGUGUUGAAUGGAAAUUGUGCUUGGGUGCGGGCAUCAGCAGCAAAAGCAUAAAAAGUAUCGUUUGUUGUCCAACAGGAAAAAGCAAACAGCUGCUGCGCUGGUCAUUAGAGCAUAACGCUUGCAAAAGGCCAUAAUAGGAUUCGCUUUGCGCCCCUAGCGCACACAUUUGUCCUUGCACACGCAUACACAGCGCUAAUAAACGUACUCCCUGCAGUGGGCAGGUGUUAUCCUAGGUAAACUGCAUAAAUAAUUUAUUUGAGUGCUUCGCUGCGUGUUGUAAACUUCAAAAUACUUAAAUAUAAUUUAAUAACUACGCAUGCAUAAUUAAUGUUUCACUAUAUGUAUGUAUAUUCUUUUUUUUGGUUUUGGUCAAGUACAACAGAGUGUAACGAUUGCAAAGUGUAACGAUUGCAAGUUGGAAAAAAUUCUAUAAGCGUCCAGUGUAUAAAGUGUUAUCGCCAUUACGACACAAAAUGCAUUAAUCCAAGCUAUACUACCACAAAAAAAACCCUUUCAUCGCACUGCAGCUGUCAUAGAUAUUCAUUCAGAAAAAAAAAUUAUAAGCAGUCAGGUAGAUACAGCUUAAGAAACGUUCGUUUGACCUAGCAGUGAGUUCCAAUAGUGAUACGGUAUCUUGUGUAUGCAAUUAGCGUAGACAAUUUUUAAGUACAUAUGUAUAUGUACACACAUUCAUACAUCUGUAUUUCGCAUACGAACCUACAAGGAAUACUCGGAAAAUUCCAUUUUAACACUAAAAUUUACAACAAGACCAACAAACACGAGCUAGCUACUUCAGCCCCAAAGUCAAAAGCGUAAAAGCGUGAAAAUCGAAAGAGCGAAGCCCAACAGCGGUAUAGGCACACAGAGUGAGCUCCACCACAGCCGCAACAUUUUUUUUGAGUGUGUGUGCUCCAUUCACCUACUUUCGGGCCUGUUGUUGCUGUUGUCAGUUGGAGUGCCUCCCCGGCUCCCACAACCAACGCCUGUAUUGUUGCCAUCAACCCAAAAGCUUCCAAUAAGAAGCGUUGUUGUCGCGCGUUUCGUGGCUCUCCGUGUUUCCUAUCGUCGUAUUCAUCAUCGGUACGGCUCUCGCGUGUGUGCGUUUCGUUAACUCUCGCUGGUAUUCUACUCUUCAGCCACUUGUCCGCUGCUGGAACAAAUCAACAAAAAACUUAAUUGAAUCAAAUAAAGUGAAUAUAAAUCGUUUACGCACAUCCAAAUCAGUGAUAAAUAAUAAAUAUUAUCCGAGAAAUUUAAACGAGUGUUAAAUUAAAAAUAUUUGAAAAAGUCGCCAGUUAUAUACAAGUGUUUUCCUGGCAGAGCAAAUUUUUUGUGCGGCUCCACUUUUGAAGGUGUCGUCUAUCGGGUGUGAGAAUCGUUUUCAUGUUUUAAUUCUCUACUGUUGAAAAUUUUUUAUUGAUCGCCGAUGACAAAGAUAUGUAUUGUGAUAGUGCGUUCAUUUGCGAAAGUCGUGUAAAUCUGCCUGCCGAUUGUUGUCGUCUCUGCCGCUUCACCCAAAACCCCUUGUUCAAAAUGCCCAUGUUGUUGGAAUAUGAAGCGAUUGCCGAGUGAAUCGAAACAAUUAUUGCAUAAACAGAACACCUUUCGUUUGGUCUUAUUUAAACGGUAAUUUCCGCGAACGUAGAAUGGCUGCCGCGAGUGCUGGCCAACAAUUACAUCAGCAACAACACCAUCAACAACAGCAACAACCACAGCAGGAAUUAAAUGUGAUUGCGCUGCGUCAGCCUUUUCAGCAAUCAAUGAAACAUCAUCAACAACAACACCAACAAAAUGCACUGACGUUGCAACAACAACAACAAGCAUUGCCGACGCAGUUGCAACAACAGCAGCAGCACAAUCAACAAGAACAGCAAAUGCAGCAACAUAUACAAUUGCAAUUGCAGCACAUGAAUAAUGGUCAACAGCAAUUGCUGCAACAGCAGCAGCAACUACAGCUACAACACCAUACACAACAGCCAACGUCACAGCAACUACGCGCCACAAAAUAUACCACGCGUGUUGCUUCCAAUGCGCAAAUGUUUGCUCAACAACAACAAAUACAGCAGCAGCAGCAGCAACAACAGCAACAGCAGCAACAGCAGCUACAACGACAGCAGCAACAGCAACAGCUGCAAGCUUUACCAGCUGGUAUGGUAAAUGGCGGACCAACACUUGCUGCUGGCAAUAGUGCAACACGCGGCGGCCAACAGAUAAAUUCUUAUCAGCCGCAGCCGCAGCAGCACCAGCACAAUACUGCAGCAAUGCAGCAACAUCACCAGCCGCAGUUGCAACAGCAGCAGCAACAACACCAGCAGCAUUUGCAACCGCAACAGCAACAGCAACAACAACAACAGCAACAUUUGCAGCUACAGCAACAGCAACAUUCGGUGAAAAUGAUGAAUCAUAAUGUGGUGGUGGCGCCACCUACAAUCGCCUCGCGUCAGCACGUCGCUAUGAGCAAUGCCGCGGCCUCUGCUGCUGUUGCUCUCUCCGCCACAAAUAAUGUGAGCGUUGGUGCUGCAGCUGCUGCCACCACGGCAACCCCAACGACCUCUACAGUUGCGCAACCGUGCACCGCCAGCAUAGCCAAUGCUAAUUUGGCACCCGGUUGGCGUAGACAAACCAGCAACAAUGAAAUCAUUUACAUAAGUCCAACCGGUGCAACGCUGCGUACACAAUACGAAAUAAAGGAUUAUUUAUUGUCACCGGGUACCUGUAAGUGUGGUCUACCAUGCCCAUUGCGACCGGAGUAUUUCUUCGAUUUCAAUGCUCAGGUAAUUGGCAACUCGAUUGACUUUCGUGAAGAAAAUGAAAGCGUCUACGGGACUAUAAAGAAUCAAACAAUAAAACCAAGCAUGGCCUUCGAUUCAGAAGUUCCUAAUAUGCCACUGAAAAUGCCAACGCAUGACGAAAAUGGCGGCUCCACUAACACAACCACCACAAAUACAAACGCAAAUGCCACUACACCCGCCUCAACGACGAAUACAUUUCGUUCGACGCCAACAUCUGUUGCUACAAGCACAGCGAUGGCGUCUGGUGGGACAACUGCGUUGACGUUAGCUGCCGCGCCCUCAUCGUCCUUGUCGCCAUCGCCGUCGCCAUCUUCGUCGUCCUCGUCGUCGUUGUCAUCAUCGUCAUCAUCGUCGUCGUUGACGUUGGGGUCGUUGUCGUCAUCCUUGGCAUGUUUGCAUCAGCAACGUUUUCUCGAUUCGCGGCAAUUACAUGCACAACCGGUGGAUGUGUCGUCGUUGGCGCUAACAAAAGUGCAACAACAAGCUAGUCAAAAUACUAAUAAAAUGUUGCCACCUGCUCAGGUGUACUAUCAGCAGCAACAGCAACAACAACAACAGCAAAAUGUGAUAAAGAAUGUGACAAACAAUGCAGGCAUCAAAAUAAUCCAACAACAGCAGCAGCAGCAACUGUCCAAUCCACUUGCUGUAGACAACAAAAUGUGGCGCAAAGAUGCCGAACGUGUGCCACCUCUGCCACAAGCGGUUACUACCACAACAGCAUCAAUAACCACAAUUGCCGGUGAGGAUAACAAUGUGGCAACACCCACUUGGACGACGGCAAGCAGCGGCGGUGGAAUGAGCCAUCAACAAAGCACCACGCGCUACGUGAAACGUUCACUAUCCUCGCCAGUGAAGAAGCAGCAACCAAAUUUCAAGGAUGAUCCCACUGGUUACUUGCAACAACAGACAGCGCUGCUACACAGCUCAAUGAUGAAUGUCGCCAUGGGCGAGGAAGAUGAUGAAGACGAAGACGAAGAAGAAGAGGACGCGCUAGAGGCAGAAGAAGCGUGUGCAGAGGAUGACACAGAGAUGGCUGAGGAUGCGGACGAUUCAGAGGACUUAGACGAAUACGAAAGUGUGGCUGAAGAAGAUAAGGAGAUUAAGCUGAAUCGUGCUGAAAGUAAUAAUAACAAUAACGAUGGACAUGGCAACGUGGAUGCAACUGUGCAGCUAAAUGUGCAACAUAUGCAGCAAGAGGCGGUGGGCACUUCGGGUGGCGAAAAGAAACCGCAGACCACUUAUGCCACCACCAAAAAGGUUUAUGUGCAGAAUGGUGUAGCACACUAUCAGCAGCAGACACUGCAGCAACAACAAGAGCAGCAAGUUAGUGCCCAACAGGAAAACGCAUUUUACCGACCACAACAACAGCAACAACGUAAGACACAACAAACAUCAACACAGCAGCAACAAAUCAUUGUGUCAGCUAGUCAGAUGCAGAUGCAACAACAGCAGCAGCAACAUCAACAACAACAAAUCAAACAAAUGCCAAUAGUUUCUAUAAAUGGUCAGCUCCUGGUGCCAACUUCAAUGGCAUCUGACGGUGGCGCGAAUUUCACGCUCACUUUGAAGCCUCAACAACAACAGCAGCAGCAGCAGCAUUCACAACAAAUACAACUAAUGCAACAACAAAACGUCCUAUUUAGACCACAGCAGUCACAACAGCAGCAGCACCACCAACAGACGCAGAAACCGAAUGUCGUGCCAACUGCUCAAGAAUCACCAGUCUCCUCAAGCACCGCCUUUGUACGCUCAACGCCCGAGUCGCAGCGUCAUACGCCACGACCGGAACAGGUUGGCGCUAUUUCAACCAGCAAUGAGAGUCCUCUACCAUGUCCCUCACCUGCUGACUCAGUAGAAUCGGGAAGUUCGCGUGGGUCUUCAACUAAGGCCACUGCAUCGCCAUCACCAAUGCAACAGCAGCAACAAAAACAACAGCCAUCACAGCACGUUUCGCAAGUUAGUGGAAACCACGUCGUGCAAAUGCGCGUGCAACAGCAGCAGCCACAGCUGCAUCAACAGCAACAGCAGACGACACAGCAGAUACGCAUUAUACGUCAACCACCACAACAACAACAACAACAACAACAACAACAACAGCAGCAGCAACAACAGCAACAGCAGCCACAACGUUUCGCUCUCGCACGCAAUACGUUCACAUCGUUGGCUGGCAGCCGUGCAAUAACGACUACAACCGCCACGACUACUACAGCGGCAGCAACUGCCGCCGCCGCCCCCGUCACAGCUAGCCAACAGCACUUGGAGACGCUUGCACCACCCCCACCACAAUCGCAAAGACUGCAAGCGACAUUGCAAAAGGCUACGCCAAGCAACACCAUUCCGCUACAGUUGCCCAGCAGCCAGAUUAUAAUGACGUCCACAGGGCAGCUAAUUGUGAUGCCGACCAACGGUAAGCCGGCAGGGCAAUUGCAACAGCAGCAAGCGCAGAAUCAGCAGCAAUUACUAAUAACUACAACUGCCAACAACGGUGCAGCAGGCAGUGGCGCUGGGCAAGCGGCGACAGGAAAUGUAAUCAUUCAACACCAGCAUCACCCUCAGAAUCAGCUGGAUGUGCUGGGCGGUCACCAGCAGCUGACGACCGCAAAUGGCAGCAUCAUACUACAAAAUGGACAACAACAUCAUCAGCACCAAGGCGGCUAUAUUGUGGGGCAGGCUUCCACAGCUGGCGCCACCACCACCACUGCACAGCUACAGCCGGCCACAGUCAUACUCAAUUCGGGCGGUCAAAAUAUACUGACCACAAGUAAUGGCACCAAGGUGGCACUGGCGACAACCGCCAACACCGGCAACAUUAUUCACGCUGGCGGUCAGCAGCUAAUUGCAGGCAAUCAACUGCUGACCACCGCACAGAAUGCAGCCACAGCGGCCACCACCGGUCUGUUACAUGGCCAACAAGCAGUUGUGCUGAAUACGCUGCCCAAUGGCGGCUACGUCAUACAACAGCAGCAACAGCCUGCCGCACAACAGCAAUACGCCACACUGGAUGGCCAGGUGGUUAGCCAGAUCGUGCAACAAGCCGAUGGCACUACUGCCUACGUACAGCAAACGCAACAGCAACACCAGCAACAGAGUCCACAGCAGCAGACGCAACGCAUCAUUAUCACUUCGCCAGAUGUGAAGAGGCGCGCAAAAAAGCGUAAGAGCUCCAGUGGCAGCGGCUCGCCCACCAGCACGCCCACUACCAGCCUCUCGCCACAAAUAUCCCCUACGAUUCCCAAUCAAACAGCCAUUAUACAGCAGCAAGUAGCUGCCGCCGCCGCCGCAGCUGCUUCGGCUGUUGCCGUGCAGCAGCAGCAGCAGCCGCCACCACCGCAGGCACAGGUUGUACAAAUCGCUUCAGCCGCCCCACCACAAUAUCAGCAACAAUUCCAACUUAGUCCUGGCAUACAGGGCAUUAUGGUCAAUAAGCCAGCGACUGCUACGGCCACGCAGCCACAGCAAAUCAUCUUGCAAAAUGGUCAAAUAAUACAGCCAAUGAAUCUCAUUGGACAGCAAUUAAUUGUGCCCACUGGGCUGGUGAUGGCACCCGAUACCACACUGCUGCAGAUUCAGAAUGUGGGGACUUGCGGGCCGAGCAUACUCACCACCACGCCACAGGGCACAACUAUGAUGUUGCGCACACCCUCGCCCCAAAACAAGCAGUUCAUCUCGCCCACAGCCGCUGGGCAGCAAUUUAUUGUUGGCAGCAAUGGACAAUUGAGUCCGAUUGGACAAAUUUAUUCGACACCAAUGGGUUUGGUUAUGCCGACGGCACAACAACAACCCGGCACGACCACGUACGUGCAGCAAAACGCGACCAUACAAGUGCAACAACAUCCGCAAGCACAACAACAGCAACAGCAGCAACAGUCACAACCGCAGGUGCAGCAGCAGCACGUGCCAGUACAGCAACAACAACAGCAGCAGCAACAAAGCCAACACCAUCAGCAUGUUGCCAUACAGCCAGCAACUGCCGCCAUGCAACAGCAGCCACAACAACAACAACAACAACAGCAUGGCACUAUGCUGAGCUCGGAGCAAAUUGUUAUGGAAUCGGCAACAUCAUCAUCCUCAACAAGCACUUCGUUAAGCCGUAGUGGUCAACGUUCGGCUGCAGCCAGUCCACCGGAUACUACUACACACAGUCCACGUAGCCCAGAGCGACCGCCAAGUCAUCGUAGCGGUGGCAGUGAUAUGGUGCAAUGUGUAUCCAGCUCGGAACCUGAUGGUGCCGCUUCACCGCUAAGUGCAGACAGUCGUCAAUCACCAUCGACUACGGACGCUGAGAAAGGACUCGGCAUGUCAAGCGCAUAUCAAACCACAAAUAUUUACAAACCAUCGGAAGCAAAGAUACGACGCGUGCAAACACCGCCACAGAGCGUUGGCGGCACAGGAGUCGGUGGAAUGAGCGCAGCCGCUGGAGGUGGAGGCAACAGCGGUAUGGGUUACACAAUUACCUCAGCCGCCACAUCUUCGGCUUUAGCCACAACGCUCCAACUGCAACAACAACAACAACAGCAGCACCACCACCACCACCACCACCAGCAACUACAUCAACGUCAACAGCAGCAGCAGCAGCAUCAGCAACAACAACAACAAAUGCAGCAACAUCACUUGCUACAGCAGGAUAUUUUAAUGAAACCCGAUUCGCAUGAGUCACCAAGAAAUUCGCCAACAACAACUACUAUAGCAACAACGCCACCACCACCACCACCACCACCACCGCCGCCGACACAAUUGUUGACGCCAACACCAGCAACAACACCAACUAUUGCACAAGCAUCAGCUAACCACCAGACAUGCCAUAAGUCCACACAAAAAUCGCCAAACAAAUUGCUACGCGCUCGUACCACACGUGCUGCCCGUACGAUUCCCAAUGGGGGUGCAGAAUUGGCCGAUAGCACCGCAGUGGUGGUUGCGUCAACACUCACAACAACUCCUUCGUCUGCAUCAACGGUCGCACAUGCUUUCUCGAUUGGUGAAUUGAUUUGGGGCCCAUCGCGCGGUUAUCCCGCCUGGCCGGGUAAAGUUGUGCAGGUGGAAAUUGAUGAGCAACCGCAAACCACAAAUGGUGAACCUGCAGUUUGGGUGCAAUGGUUUAGUGGUGGUGGACGUAUCAUAACCGAACUUAUAGCGAUCACUUCGCUGCAUAGUCUUUCUGAUGGCUUGGAGGCGCAUCAUAAGGCGCAAAAGGAUACUAGAAAGAGCCGAAAAUUGAAUUCACAACUCGAACGCGCCAUUCAAGAAGCAAUGACCGAAUUGGAUCGUAUUUCAGCUACUUCAACAACAACAAUUGUCGGUGCAACUGCAGCCAAACAACAACAGCUGCAGCAAGCCACAGCAACAACCACACUCAACAACAACAACAACAACAACAACAAUUCGACUAGUCCAAAUCGCAAUAAGCGGCUCAGCAACAUCACACAGCGCAACAGCAACAACACCACCACCAGCAAUAUUGGCGCCGCUACAACUACCGGCGGUUAUGCAAUCGUACCAACAUCUGGUGGACCCACACAUGCCAUAUCUACAACCAGUGCGCAUAAUAGCUUCAGCACACCGCCAACCACAGCUACAGCACCACGCAGCAAGCCAAUACGUAUAGCACCAGCGCCGGCACCAACAAGCGGCUCGUCCAACAAAAAUACAACUGCUGCAACAACAACAACAACAACAGCCACAGCAACUGUAGCGCUAAGCCAAGCACAGGCACAGCAGGCCACUACGCAACAACUCACGGCGCUGGGUAAAUGACACGGGGAGUCCUGCGCGCAGGUCUCAUGGUCCAUGCAAACCUACACGCUAGUCAUACACAAUAAGUAGUCUGAAGCGAAGACGACUCGUGUAGGUGUGACUAAAGAAGCGACGCUAUGAGUCGGAAAAUAUGUAUGUAUGUAUGUACAUGCGUAUGUGAAGAUUGCUGGAAAAGUGAUAUGGAAGAGACUAUCUAAAGGAUGAAAGUGAAAGCAACGCAAUGCCAAGGAUCCUUGCAUACGGCGUGGGAGAGCUAGAAGUUGCGUGCGAGCGUUCAUGAGUAUGGGAGAAGGUGAUGUGGUAAUCUAUAGCUGUUGUGAAUUUUUACGUUGUUAAAGGAAUUGAAAAAAGCAUUGUGGUUGAUGUUUGGUAAUACAAACAUAUGUAUGUACAUAUACAUAUAUAUGUAUAUAGAAUAGAUCGAGAAAUACAUCAACACUAAUAAAUAUAUUUCAACAAAAAUGCAUUUGAACAUUGUACAUGUACAUAUGUACAUAUAUGUAGUAAUACAUAUAAAAAAAAAAUAUUUAUGCAAAUAUAUUUCCAAAAGUACCAGUAAAUAUGCUUGUAUCUAUGCAGUCCUAUAUAUACAUAUAUAAUCUAGUUAUAACACAAGCUGCUAGUAUGAAAAUAAGCGUACCUACAGUUGAAAUGAAAAUAUUUAUUUUCAAAAAAACUCGAGUUAAUUUUGUUUUUAUUUAUUUUUUACUCUAUUUUUUAACAGACAGCAUUAGCUUGGAGACAAUUUAUAAACUUAAAACUAUACUUUAUUCAAAAAAUAUAUAAACAUUAUGAAAAUACGCUUUAUGUAUUUGUAAAAUUUAGUUGUUGCAACAAAUUUCGUUAAAAUUUCUUAUAGUUGUAUGUAUAUAGGGUAAGAAAACUCAAAAUGUGUGUUUCUUUAAGAACAUAAAAAAAUAAAUAAUAAUAAUAAUAAUGCAAAAUUAUGUAAUUAUCAUGAAAGUCUUUCAAAUAUUUUAUACGUGGUAAUUGUACAAGAAUUAAUAAAAAUAAAAUAUGAUUAACUUUGUUGGUAAUUGAUUUAAGCUUUUAAGAUACAUAUAAAACAAGCAACAUAGUACUGACAAGUGAAAGCCGUUUGAAAUUAUUAUGUAAACACACAUAAUACCAAAUGGUAUAAAAAGAAAAACUUUUGUUUAGGCUACAAAAAUACAUGCAUAAAAAGAUAUAAAAAAAUUUGCUUUCAACAAAUGUAUUCAGCGCUAGAUACAUUUUUUCGAUAUUGCUUAUGACAAAAAUCAAAUACAAAUAUGUAUAUUCUUUAUUUUCACCUGCAAUAGAAUUUUAUUUAACGCUAAUAGACAAUAAAAAUAAAUACAACUUAAAGAAAAAAGUUUAGUGUGUAAUUAUAUGUAAACUACGCUUUGGCACAGCGUAUAUUUUUAAACACUAAACAGACACAUAAAUACGUAAGUAACGCAUAUUUACUUUAAUUCGUAAGCUAAAAAUGCUUUACAAUCAAUCGUCGAUGUUUUUGCAAAACCGCCCAUCGACCAAUUGCAAAACCGCCUAUCUAAAGGCACUCAAAUUUUACAGCAGAGCGAAAAAGCGGGUUUUCUUUGAAGACAUUGCCUUGAUAGGCGGUAUUUUCUCUGGCUAUUCUUUGAAAAAUCUGUUUUUUUAAUAACGAUUUGGCGCUUUUUAUGCAUAAAUCUCGAUGCCCAGAGUUCAGGGUUAUCAUACCUCAUUUUUGCCACAACGGCGAUUUAGGCGGUUUUGCGACUGGCCGAUGGGCGGUUUCGCAAAAAUAUCGACGAUAUGUAUGUGCAUGCAUAUUUUAGUUUUCACAAUUACUGUUUGUUUAUACAUAAUUAUAAAUUGUUUUUGUUGCAUUUUAUUAUUUAGUUUUACAAAAAAAAACAAAACAGAUUUUUAGCGAUUAGCCAUGGAAGACGCUUAGAAUUGUAAGUUAGUAAUUGUAACAGAUAAAAAGGACAUAUUUGCAAAAAAAAAAA